This is a messenger RNA of Mycena indigotica, 1488 nucleotides long. Its product is annotated as Rtt106 domain-containing protein. The record is from RefSeq and is a predicted model, not a curated record. Gene Ontology annotation, molecular function: nucleosome binding; histone binding. Bases 1 to 1488 code for a protein of 495 amino acids. The transcript has a single exon. NCBI's taxonomy places the organism in Eukaryota, Fungi, Basidiomycota, Agaricomycetes, Agaricales, Mycenaceae.
AUGAUGCCCUUUCUCGAUGCUGUAUCAACCCACCUUCCACCUGAGCUCUCUCAAUCGCUACAACUACUCCAAACAACAACGUCAGACGCGUCAUCAACCCUUGACACUCUUAUUCGUUUCGUUGUUGGUGGAGAUGCACCUCAACCAGAGACACAAACUACUUGGGCAGAGUCUCAAUCAAAAGCCUGUGCUGUCAUAUCGGAGCUUGUCCGUCAGAAUAGCCGGGCUGGCGGCAAACGACCCAGAGAAGGGGACACGGACGAGAAGAAUGGCUCUGAAGCAAAACGACAAAGGACCGAAGUCGGGAUUGACAACGGAACGCCUGUUUUUACUCUAUCCGCUAUUUCUGCCAACUCUCCUGUCAGAAGAAAAGUCGAUAUCACGAUAUACAGCUCUUCUGUGGUGUUAACGAAUGCUUCCACUGGUGUUGUCGAGUCGUCCAUCCCACUGGGUGUCCUCAAACGUGCUUUUCUUCUCCCCACGCGGGGAAAGAUGAAACCUCAUUGGACAGUCGUUGUCUUAUCGACUGACUUGACGGACGCGAGCAACAAGAAGGAAACCAAGGACGCAUCUCCUCAAAUCAUCUUUGGCAUCGAUGCAUCCGCAUCAGCCGCGGUGAAAUACACAACCUAUAGUGGACUAGAGGCAACGGCUCAAGUCACAACGCUCAAAUCCGGUAUACCCACGCGUGACCUCCUGCUAGACUUUAUUCGCCACUUAGGCUUACAAGUUCUCGAGCCAACAUCAGCGGUAUUCAAGAGCGCGUGUCCCGGCAUUGCAGUUAGUGCCUCUGAAGGCGGGGUUCCUGGGGUUGAGGCUUAUCGUUCUGCCAAAGUUGGCUCACUCUGGUUCAUGCAUGACGGAAUUCUGUGGGGCGAGAGCAAACCCUGUGAGUUUUGGGCGGUGUCUGAUUUGAUCGCAAGAGAAACUGCCCUACGGCUCAUCAGCGCCACGGGAAGGACGUGUACACUGGUGAUCACGCGAAAGAGCUCAACGGAAGAACUGGCCCUGUUAGAGGGGGAUGAAGAGGAACCGGCUGUAGAGACUGCGUUGACCAUGAUUGACGGGCGAGAGCAGGAGGGUAUAAAUAAGUGGGUCAGGGAGCACCGGCACUUAUUUGGCAAAGAACCGACUGCGACUCUUGACGCAGCGGCCUUGUUGGUCCAAGACGACUCGGACGAAGAUUCCGAUUUCGAACAAAACGAGGAGAGCGAUGGCGGCUCGGCGUUUGACGAAUCAGAUGACGACGACGACUCGGACUCGGAUGAUGCAGAGACGGUUAGCGAGGAUGGAGAAGGAGAACAAGACGGAGAAGCAGAUUCAGAUGAUAAAGACCAAGAACUCCGACCAGAAAAUCACCCAUUAAUGCAGCCUGGUGCUAUGCCACGAAUGUCGCGCGCUGCGAUUGACAUGGUUGCGGCGAUGGUAACAGGCGAUCUCCUUGGAAGUGAUGAAGAAGCGGAGGGAGAAGACGAGCUCGAUGAUUGA